Hordeum vulgare subsp. vulgare (domesticated barley) is the source of this 2216-nucleotide messenger RNA. Its product is annotated as CBS domain-containing protein CBSCBSPB3-like. Gene Ontology annotation, molecular function: protein binding. Bases 174 to 1808 code for a protein of 544 amino acids. The transcript has 14 exons. NCBI's taxonomy places the organism in Eukaryota, Viridiplantae, Streptophyta, Magnoliopsida, Poales, Poaceae. The record is from RefSeq and is a predicted model, not a curated record.
AUCGAACGUGAAAACAACUCCCACAAGGAAGGAGCCCAACAAGAAGCAGCGACCGCUCCCCUCCUCCAACAUUCGCCGCCGCCGCCACCUCGUCGCCGUCGUCCUCCUUGGCAACCCCCUAACCGUAGGCUAAGCCCCUUUUAGAGCUUUCAUCCACCUUCGACGGCACAGCCAUGAACUCCGGCGCCACUGCCGCCGUGGCGCAGAACCGACGCACGCGCAGCCGUCCGCCGUCGGCGGCCUCCUCCCGCAAGUCAGAUGACCCCUCAGCCGCUGCCGCCAACGGAAACGGGAAGGUCCCCUCCAAGCCCACCUCUCCCAACCACGUCGCAGGGGAGAGGACGGUCAAGAAGCUGCGGCUGUCGAAGGCGCUGACGAUCCCGGAGGGGACGACGUUGUCAGAGGCGUGCCGGCGGAUGGCAGCGAGGCGGGUCGACGCGGUGCUGCUCACCGACGUCAACGGCCUCCUCUCAGGCAUUGUGACCGACAAGGACAUAGCCACAAGGGUUAUUGCCGAGGGGCUGCGGGUUGAGCAAACAAUCAUAUCCAAGAUCAUGACACGCAGCCCUCAUUACGUCACAGCUGACACACUUGCUAUCGAGGCACUGCAGAAAAUGGUCCAAGGGAAAUUUAGACACCUUCCAGUGGUUGACAAUGGUGAGGUUAUUGCCAUGCUCGACAUUGCAAAAUGCCUCUAUGAUGCAAUAUCAAGACUGGAGAAGGCAGCAGAACAAGGAAGUGCACUUGCAGCUGCUGUAGAAGGGGUUGAGCGCCAAUUGGGUAGCAACUUCUCAGCUCCUUCCACUUUAAUAGAAACUAUAAGAGAACGGAUGUUUAAACCUUCUUUGUCAACCAUUAUCACGGAAAGCACAAAAGUAGCGAUUGUUUCUCCUUCAGAUCCUGUUUAUGUAGCAGCCCAAAAAAUGCGUGAACUACGCGUUAAUUCAGUGGUUAUAACUACCGGAAAUUUGCUGCAAGGGAUCUUUACCUCAAAGGAUGUGCUUAUGCGUGUUGUGGCACAAAAUCUUUCUCCCGAAUUAACUCUAGUAGAAAAGGUAAUGACUGCACACCCUGACUGUGCCACAUUGGACACGUCAAUUCUGGACGCAUUACAUAUAAUGCAUGAUGGCAAAUUCUUGCAUAUUCCUGUUGUUGAUGGAGAUGGUAGAGUUGUUGCUUGUUUGGAUGUUCUGCAACUUACCCAGGCAGCUAUUUCUAUGGCUGAAGGAGGUUCUGGAGCUGCAAAUGAUGUGGCAAACACAAUGAUGCAGAAGUUCUGGGACUCUGCUCUUGCUUUGGAGCCUUCAGAUGAGGAAUUUGAUAGCCACAGCGAAAUGUCCUUAGUGAUGCCGUCAGAGGUCGGAGAUGGCAGGAGUAGCAUUUAUCCUGCUGUUGUUGGCAAUUCUUUUGCCUUUAAGCUUCAAGACAAGAAGGGACGUAUGCAUAGGUUUACAUGCGGUUCUGAGAGUUUAGAUGAGCUUGUGUCUUCUAUAACACAAAGAUUAGGCACUGUUGUUGAAAAGGGCCUAAUUCAACUUUUGUAUGACGAUGAUGAAGGCGAUAGGGUGCUGCUUACUACAGAUUCUGAUCUUGCCGGUGCUGUUCUCAAUGCCAAAUCAUCCGGAUUGAAGGUCCUGAGGUUGCACAUUGACGACUCGGAAUCCAGUCCUGAAGUUACAAAGCAAUCGCCGGAGCUGGUGCCUCCCCAGGAAAGUCAGCUGACACCUGUUCAUUACGGACUAAUGGCUGGUGCUAUUGCCCUGACUGGUGUCGCGGUGGUGGUUUACUUGAGGCGCUCGAAAGUGUGAAUUCUGGGAGGAACACUUAACUCCAAUCCUUACCUCUGUGACUAACGUCUCUGAGAAGACUCAAAACGCCUCAGCUCUUUAGCUGGCCAAGGAUGAGGAACUGAACACCUGAAAAAAGAAAAAGGAAAAGAAGGAAGAACUGAAGAUCGUGUACUAUACACCAGAUGCACUGAAGUCCAGAAACUAAUCAUCUGACAUCUCAAAUUUUUGCAUAAAUGAGUUUAGUUAUAUACCGGGUAGGAAGCACAAAACUACGAUAUAUAUUUUCAGUUUUAUUUUAGUUUCAUGAAUGUGGCGAAACAUGUGCCUUUUAUAACUCUAUCUCUACCAUAAAUCCGGUGAGGGAUUACUCUUGGGAUCUGACGUACUGUUUACAUAUUUUCUGAUAUGAGGAUAUAUUUAUGUCCA